Brugia pahangi is the source of this 1029-nucleotide messenger RNA. Lineage: Eukaryota; Metazoa; Nematoda; Chromadorea; Rhabditida; Onchocercidae. The record is from the annotation of a GenBank genome assembly.
AUGAUGACAGCAACAUUUGCUUUAUGUUGUGGAAGGCAUGUGGACGAGCAGACAAGAAUCAUCGAGAAGCAACUGCAAAAAGAAAAGAAACAACUUCGUCGACAAGUGAAAAUUUUACUGUUGGGCUCAGGAGAAUCCGGAAAAUCAACAUUUAUCAAACAAAUGGUUAUCAUAAAUGGACGAGGUGAAUUUACUGCUGAUGAAAUACGAGCAUAUCGGCAGCAGAUCUAUCAGAAUGUAAUUGCUGCAAUGAGAGUGCUUCUUGAUGCACGCCAGAAGUUGGGGUAUGCUUGGAAGAAUCCUGAAAGGCAGAAGAAUGUUGAUUCUAUUAUGAGGUUUACAAUAUCAGAUAUGAUGCGAGAUGCAUCAAUCAAACAGACAUAUGAACAACGGAAUCUGUUUCAGAUUUCUGAUUCCUGCAUAUACUUUUUCGAUCAUAUUAAUCGAGUAUCAAUGCCGGAUUACUGUCCAACUAAUCGGGACAUAUUAUUUUGUCGAAAAGCUACACGAGGAAUAACUGAGCAUGUUUUUGAAAUACAGCGGAUUUCAUUUAGAUUUAUUGAUGUUGGUGGACAACGAUCACAACGACAAAAAUGGUUCCAGUGUUUUGAAGGUAUUACAAGUAUACUAUUUAUGGUUGCUUCAUGCGAAUAUGAUCAAGUAAUUCUUGAAGAUCGAAGGACGAAUCGUGUUGUUGAAUCGCGAUCUGUUUUUGAAACAAUUGCUAAUAAUAAAUCAUUCGCCAAUGUUUCCAUAAUAUUGUUUAUGAACAAAAGUGAUUUACUUGAAGAGAAGGUACCAAAGUCGGAUAUUCGACAAUAUUUUGCUGAUUUCACUGGUGAUCAUAAUAGUUUGCGUGACGUUCAGUUUUUUCUAGUGGAUAAAUUUGAGAAUUGUCGACGUGAUAGACGACGACCAUUUUUUUAUCAUUUUACAACAGCAAUAGAUACAGAAAAUAUUAGACGUGUAUUCAAGGAUUGUCGUGAAACUAUUUUGGAACAAAAUUUGAAAGCAUUAAUGAUGCAAUGA